This is a messenger RNA of Zalophus californianus (California sea lion), 252 nucleotides long. Its product is annotated as NADH dehydrogenase [ubiquinone] 1 alpha subcomplex subunit 3-like. NCBI's taxonomy places the organism in Eukaryota, Metazoa, Chordata, Mammalia, Carnivora, Otariidae. The transcript has a single exon. Gene Ontology annotation, cellular component: mitochondrial inner membrane. The record is from RefSeq and is a predicted model, not a curated record. Bases 1 to 252 code for a protein of 83 amino acids.
AUGGCUGGGAGACUCGCCACCUUCCUCAAGGAUGCCUGGGCCAAGGAGCAGGUGCUGGUCGUGUCCUUCACCAUCAGGGGCCUCGCUCUAAUUCUGCCCACCCUCAGCCCCUUCAAAUAUGCCGGCAUGAUCAACCAGGCCACGCCCUACAACUAUCCAGUACCUCUCGGAGAUGAUGGGAACGUGCCCGACGUGCCCAGCCACGCCCAGGACCCCCAGGGCCCAAGCUUGGAGUGGCUGGGGAACUUGUGA